AUGAGGACUGGGAUGGAAGAGCUGGCACCAGUAGAAGUCCAGGGACAGCUCCCAAGCCCCCACCAGGGCUCUCUGAGGAAGGCCAUGGCCGCUGCCCUCGCCCUGGAUGGGGAAUCCACAAUGGGUCGCCGGAAAAAGAAGAGGAAAGAGUCCCGCCCAGAAUCUAUCAUCAUCUACCGGUCAGAAAAUGAGAAACUGGAUGAGGAGCUUGGGGAAUCAGAAGGUGGAGACCGACCUAAAGAAGAGGAGGGGGAUGAUUUCCUAGACUAUCCUGCAGAUGAUGGUAUGUGGAACAUGCCUUUGGACAGCCGCUAUGUCACACUAACCGGGACCAUUACUCGAGGGAAGAAAAAGGGCCAGAUGGUGGACAUCCACGUCACAUUGACGGAGAAGGAGCUGCAAGAAUUGACGAAGCCAAAAGGGUCAUCAAGAGAAGUAACACCUGAAGACAGAAAGGCCUGCCAAAUGGGAGUUGACCGUGGGCCCCACGUGGUCCUUUGGACGCUGGUCUGCCUGCCUGUAGUCUUUAUCCUCUCUUUUGUUGUCUCGUUCUACUAUGGCACGAUCACCUGGUACAACAUCUUCCUCGUGUACAACGAGGAGAGGACCUUCUGGCACAAGAUCUCAUGUUGCCCCUGCCUCAUUCUCUUCUAUCCAGUGCUCAUCAUGGCCAUGGCCUCUUCCCUGGGCCUCUAUGCUGCUGUGGUCCAGCUCUCAUGGUCCUGGGGAGCAUGGUGGCAAGCUGCCCGGGACAUGGAGAAAGGCUUCUGUGGCUGGCUCUGCAGCAAGCUGGGCCUGGAGGACUGUUCUCCCUACAGCAUCGUAGAGUUGCUUGAAUCUGACAAUAUCUCAGGCACUCUCUCCAACAAGGACUCUGCCCAGGAAGUAGAAACUUCCACUGUCUAAACUUCCAAGAACUUAUUUCCUUCUGUGGUCCCAAUAGCCUAUAUAUCAUCUUCCAAUUCCAGAAGAUUUGUUCUUUACAUUAGCCCCCUACCCCUCUCAGUUCUGGAAAAUUCUAGCCCACACGCUUCUUGCCUACUAUCUUGAUGGUUCCAGGAGAGCAGGGAACAGAAAAGCAAUUUAUGCCAAAGCAAUCCAGCCAUGGGUGAAUUCUUCUCAUUCCUUGCUCUAAAAUGACCAUUUAUCUGGGACAGGAAGCUUAGUUGUGUGUAAGUUCAGGAGCUUGAAGAUACUGGUGCCUGGAACCCAGGGGAGUAUGUGACUAAAGGUGACAGGGUGAAAAGGGAGGCGCCAGGGAGACCAAGUUCACCAAAAAGAAGUAGGAUGGAGAGAAACAGGAAGCAGGGCUACCACAGUGUAGCAGGGAUAGUGUAGUAAAGAUCUGUGUGUAUCACUUAGAUUUUGAUUUAGUGGCAUAUGAUUAAAACCCUAAAAUAUCCGUAGUUCAAAUAAGAUGGAAGGUUCUUUAUUUCUUGUGCAGAAGUCUGGAGGCAGACCAUCAGGGGACCUGAUGAAGUCAUCCAAAUCCCAGGCUUUAUUCCCCUACCAUUAGUAGGAGGUAGCCCUCUUUGUCCUUGUCUUCAACACCUCUGUGCUGACUCCAGCUCCGGCCAUCACACCCACCUUUCUGGCAGGGCAGAGGAAAGGGCAAAGUGCCUAUCUUCCCUGUUUAAGGAGACUUCCCAGAAGUGUCACUCAACAGUUCUUGGAUCUUAUUGGCCAGACCUUAGUCACAUGACCUCACAAGCGCAAGAGACUGGGAAAUGUCUUUUGGUUGGGCAGCUAUAUUCUAGGCUAAAUUUUUGGGUUCUGCUAAUUUAAGCAAAAAAAGAAACAUGGCUAUUUCGGCAGGCAUGAAAGAAUCUCUGCCUCACAGUAAUUACUUAAAUAUAUCCAGAUCCCAACGUGCUAAUAUAGUUUUAUUUAUUUAUUUAUUUAUUUAUUUAUUUAGGCCUGAAUGUUACACAGAGAAUUUAUACAUAGAUACUAGCUAUAUAUACUAUGUAUAUGCUAUAAAUAGAUAUUAGCAGCUCAUGUACUUUGCAAUUAGUCUGUAAUGUCAUGUGGUUUCAGGGUUUUUAGGAAGGAAGAGUGAACAGUUGAAUGCAAUUGGUAGCAUAACGUUUUUCCUGAUAGUGAAGGCAGGACUGGGCAGUGAUAUUUAAUCUAAUCUACAUAUUAACGAUUGUGUAGGGAGGGAUUGGAAACUUCCCCCAACAGGGAUCAGUAGCCCUAAGCAUGUAGAAGACAGAGUUAGCUUUCUGUCUUUUGGCAAGACCUCACUUACAGCCUCACUCACUCAGACCUUUCUGGAGUUUAAGGAACAGUGGCUUUCCACUGUGAAGCUUGUGUCUUCCUGGCCACUAGGGGGUGUAAGCCAGAUGAAUACAGUUUGAUAGAAUCUGAACCUUUUUUCCUUUUUUUAAGGUUAUUUAUUUAUUUUGAGAGAGAGAGAGAGAGAGAGGGAGAGAGAGAGGGAGUGCAUGGGAGGGGCAGAGCCAGAGGGAGAGAGAGAGAAU
Messenger RNA from Felis catus (domestic cat), 2483 nucleotides. It is a transcript of the gene TMEM169, whose product is annotated as transmembrane protein 169. The coding region runs from base 1 to 906 and encodes 301 amino acids. Lineage: Eukaryota; Metazoa; Chordata; Mammalia; Carnivora; Felidae. The transcript is spliced from 2 exons. The record is from RefSeq and is a predicted model, not a curated record.